AUUUUCUUUCUUCAAUAUCCAUAAUCAUGUCGGCUGCUGAACAGGUCCAAUUGUCCAACUUCUCCAACAUCUUCUCCCUCGAUGGGAAGGUCGCGGUCGUGACGGGUGGAUCGCGCGGACUGGGUCUGCACGCUGCCUCGGGACUUUUGCAAGCGGGCUGCUCGAAAGUCUACAUCACAUCCCGCAAGAAGGAUGCCUGCGAUGAAGCCGUCGCAGCACUAAAUGACCUGCCCAACAAGCGGCCUGGUGCUCAAGCCAUCUCCGUCCCCGCUGAUAGCUCUCGCAUGGAGGAGCUGGAUCGCUUGGUUGCUGAGAUUUCCAAGACCACUGACCACGUCGAUAUCCUUUUCGCCAAUGCCGGUGCCACCUGGGGCGAGAAGUUCGAUACCCAUCCCGAGAAGAUGUUCUCCAAGGUGAUGGACCUCAAUGUGAAGAGCAUUUUCUAUACUAUCCAAAAACUUGCGCCCCUUCUCACCGUCAAGGCCACCGUCGACGAGCCCUCUCGAGUCAUCGUCACCGCUUCCGUUGCUGGUAUCGGUAUCGGUUCUAUUGGCGAGAAUGCCACGCCUAGCUACUCUGCCUCCAAGGCCGCUGCUAUUCAUCUGGCCAAGAACCUGGCUGUUGAGCUGGGCCCCAGGCACAUUCUCACCAACGCCAUCGCUCCUGGCUUCUACCCGUCCAAGAUGGCGACUGGUCUUAUCAAUGCCAAGGGUGGUAUGAAGCAUUUGGAGGAGUUCUCACCCAAUGGCCGACUGGGCCGACCAGAGGAUAUUGCGGGUUUGGUGGUCUUCUUGGGAUCGCGGGCUUCCAGUCAUUUGAACGGAGCUGUGAUUGCGACUGAUGGAGGUGCUGUGCUGAAGGGAAGACUUUAGAGGCAGAGUGGGAGUUUAUAGUUAAUGCAAUUAGUCAAGGAGAAGAGAAUUAUGG
This is a messenger RNA of Penicillium subrubescens, 927 nucleotides long. Its product is annotated as oxidoreductase, short-chain dehydrogenase/reductase family. NCBI's taxonomy places the organism in Eukaryota, Fungi, Ascomycota, Eurotiomycetes, Eurotiales, Aspergillaceae. Gene Ontology annotation, molecular function: oxidoreductase activity. The transcript is spliced from 3 exons. The record is from RefSeq and is a predicted model, not a curated record. The coding region runs from base 27 to 872 and encodes 281 amino acids.